UGUGGGGGGGGGGGGGAGGCGCGCGCGGCCUGGUGCGCGCGGCGGAUCCCGCCGCUCGCGUAGCGCGGCCGCCCGGCCUCGCUGAGGGGGAGGCCCGGGGUGAGCUGAGGGGUGGGUGGGGAAGGGGGGGCGGCGAAGGCUCCCGGCCAGAGGAAACGCCGCCGCCAUGAGCGUGGAGGCGUACGGCCCCAGCUCGCAGACCCUCACCUUCCUGGACACCGAGGAGGCCGAGCUGCUCGGCGCCGACACGCAGGGCUCCGAGUUCGAGUUCACCGACUUCACCCUCCCCAGCCAGACCCAGACCCCGCCCGGGCCCGGCCAGGCGGGGCCGCCACAGGGCCAGGGCCCCCCCGGAGCGGGGCAGGGAGCUCCGGGCCCGCUGGAAGCGCAGGUGAACGGUCCUGAUGGGAUCCUGCAGAAUGGAGCUGUGGAUGAGAACGUGGCCAAGACCAGCCAGCUCCUGGCAGAGCUCAACUUCGAGGAGGAUGAGGAGGACACUUACUACACCAAGGAUCUCCCUGUGCACGCCUGCAGCUACUGUGGGAUCCACGACCCUGCCUGCGUGGUUUACUGCAACACCAGCAAGAAAUGGUUCUGCAACGGCCGUGGAAACACCUCUGGCAGCCACAUUGUGAACCACCUGGUGAGAGCCAAGUGCAAGGAGGUGACCCUGCACAAGGACGGGCCCCUGGGAGAGACCGUGCUGGAGUGCUACAACUGCGGCUGCCGCAACGUCUUCCUGCUGGGCUUCAUCCCAGCCAAGGCUGACUCCGUGGUGGUUCUGCUGUGCAGGCAGCCAUGUGCCAGCCAGAGCAGCUUGAAGGACAUCAACUGGGACAGUUCCCAGUGGCAGCCCCUGAUCCAGGACCGCUGCUUCCUCUCCUGGCUGGUGAAGAUCCCCUCGGAGCAGGAGCAGCUCCGGGCCCGCCAGAUCACAGCCCAGCAGAUCAACAAACUGGAGGAGCUCUGGAAGGAAAAUCCAUCUGCAACCCUCGAGGACUUGGAAAAACCUGGUGUUGAUGAGGAACCCCAGCAUGUCCUGCUUAGAUACGAAGAUGCUUAUCAAUACCAAAAUAUAUUUGGUCCUCUGGUCAAGCUUGAGGCAGAUUAUGACAAGAAACUCAAGGAAUCUCAGACCCAAGAUAACAUCACAGUCAGGUGGGACCUGGGCUUGAACAAGAAGAGAAUUGCUUAUUUCACUUUGCCAAAGACUGAUUCAGACAUGCGCCUCAUGCAAGGAGAUGAGAUCUGCCUGAGGUACAAGGGAGACCUGGCCCCCCUCUGGAAGGGAAUUGGGCACGUCAUCAAAGUUCCUGAUAGUUCUACAGAUUAUGGUGAUGAGAUAGCCAUCGAGCUGAGGAGCAGCGUGGGAGCUCCCGUGGAGGUCACUCACAACUUCCAGGUGGAUUUUGUCUGGAAAUCCACUUCCUUUGACAGGAUGCAGAGUGCUCUGAAAACAUUUGCAGUGGAUGAGACCUCAGUGUCUGGGUACAUUUACCACAAACUGCUGGGCCACGAGGUGGAAGAUGUCAUCAUCAAAUGCCAGCUGCCAAAACGCUUCACAGCCCAGGGACUCCCUGAUCUCAACCACUCUCAGGUUUAUGCUGUCAAGACUGUCCUGCAGCGUCCUCUGAGCCUUAUCCAGGGUCCCCCUGGCACUGGGAAAACAGUGACAUCAGCCACCAUCGUGUAUCACCUGGCCAGGCAGGGCAAUGGGCCUGUGCUGGUGUGUGCCCCCAGCAACAUCGCUGUGGAUCAGCUGACGGAGAAGAUCCACCAGACUGGCCUCAAGGUGGUUCGUCUGUGUGCCAAGAGCCGCGAGGCCAUCGACUCCCCCGUGUCCUUCCUGGCCCUGCACAACCAGAUCAGGAACAUGGACAGCAUGCCAGAGCUUCAGAAGCUGCAGCAGCUCAAGGAUGAGACUGGAGAACUUUCCUCUGCUGAUGAGAAGCGUUACCGGGCGCUGAAGCGCACGGCGGAGCGGGAGCUGCUCAUGAAUGCUGAUGUGAUCUGCUGCACGUGUGUGGGAGCUGGAGACCCCAGGCUGGCCAAGAUGCAGUUCCGCUCCAUCCUCAUCGACGAGAGCACGCAGGCCACCGAGCCCGAGUGCAUGGUGCCCGUGGUCCUGGGGGCAAAGCAGCUGAUCCUGGUGGGUGACCACUGCCAGCUGGGGCCUGUGGUGAUGUGCAAGAAGGCAGCCAAGGCCGGGCUGUCUCAGUCCCUGUUUGAGAGGCUGGUGGUGCUGGGCAUCCGGCCCAUCCGGCUGCAGGUGCAGUACCGCAUGCACCCCGCGCUCAGCGCCUUCCCCUCCAACAUCUUCUACGAGGGCUCCCUGCAGAACGGCGUCACCGCAGCUGACAGGGUGAAGAAAGGCUUUGAUUUCCAGUGGCCCCAGCCUGACAAACCCAUGUUCUUCUACGUGACCCAGGGACAGGAGGAGAUUGCCAGCUCAGGCACCUCUUACCUGAACAGGACGGAGGCUGCCAACGUGGAGAAGAUCACCACCAAGCUGCUCAAGGCUGGGGCCAAGCCUGACCAGAUUGGCAUCAUCACCCCCUACGAGGGGCAGCGCUCCUACCUGGUGCAGUACAUGCAGUUCAGUGGCUCCCUGCACACCAAGCUCUACCAGGAAGUGGAAAUUGCGAGCGUGGACGCCUUCCAGGGCAGGGAGAAGGAUUUCAUCAUCCUGUCCUGUGUGAGGGCCAACGAGCACCAGGGCAUUGGCUUCCUCAACGACCCCAGGAGGCUCAACGUGGCCCUGACAAGAGCCAGGUACGGGGUGAUCAUUGUGGGCAACCCCAAGGCCCUGUCCAAGCAGCCCCUCUGGAAUCACCUCCUCAAUUACUACAAGGAGCAGAAGGUGCUGGUGGAGGGGCCCCUGAACAACCUGCGCGAGAGCCUCAUGCAGUUCAGCAAACCCCGCAAGCUGGUCAACACCAUCAACCCUGGUGCCCGUUUCAUGACCACUGCCAUGUAUGAUGCACGGGAGGCCAUCAUCCCUGGCUCUGUCUACGACCGCAGCAGCCAAGGGCGUCCAUCCAACAUGUACUUCCAAACCCACGACCAGAUUGGGAUGAUCAGUGCUGGCCCCAGCCACGUCACUGCCAUGAACAUUCCCAUCCCCUUCAACCUCGUCAUGCCCCCGAUGCCCCCCCCGGGCUACUUCGGCCAGGCCAACGGCCCCGCUGCAGGCCGUGGGGCUCCCAAAGGGAAGACGGGCCGCGGCGGGCGGCAGAAAAACCGAUUUGGGAUUCCUGGCACGAGCCAGUCCAACCUCCCCAACAGCCAGGCCAGCCAGGACGUGGUGUCCCAGCCCUUCUCCCAGGGCCCCCUGACCCAGGGCUACAUCUCCAUGAGCCAGCCCUCCCAGAUGAGUCAGCCUGGGCUCUCCCAACCGGAAUUAUCCCAGGACAGUUACCUUGGUGAUGAGUUUAAAUCCCAGAUUGACGUGGCGCUGUCACAGGACUCAACUUACCAGGGAGAACGAGCAUAUCAACAUGGUGGAGUGACGGGACUGUCACAGUAUUAGAGUGUUGAGGAAGAAGAGCUAAGCUUAUGUGGAGCUUAGUUCAUCAGCAUUUUAUUCUGGGUAAUAAAAAAAAUAAAAUAAAACGGAUACCUGUUUUCCACUGCUAAAACUGAAGCACCACUGUGUGAGAGCAACAGGAGAAAGAAACCAAGCAACGGAGAGGAGAGAGAGAGAGAGGAGCACGCGAGAGAGCCACUGCUGGAGCUCACUGGGACAAGGAGACUGACGAGGAGAGGGGACAGAGCCCUGCAGGAGUGGCUCAGGCACGGAACUCACGGCAGGAGCGCUCAGCUGAGCCCCUGCUGCCCCAGUCAGCCCGGCUCCGGAGAAGGGCCUUAACAAAGCAGGUCUCACUUCAUUCCAUACUUCUCUUUGCGAGCAGGGCAUGAACUUUUCAGAGCAGAUGGGGAGAGGAAAACCCUCAUCUCAGAGUUGGGCUCGUUUUGUGAGGGGUACUCAAAAUAUUUUAGCAGGAAGUUGUUUGCAUUCCCGAAGCGGAGUAUCUGA
Messenger RNA from Onychostruthus taczanowskii (white-rumped snowfinch), 4036 nucleotides. It is a transcript of the gene UPF1, whose product is annotated as UPF1 RNA helicase and ATPase. Lineage: Eukaryota; Metazoa; Chordata; Aves; Passeriformes; Passeridae. The record is from RefSeq and is a predicted model, not a curated record. Gene Ontology annotation, cellular component: cytoplasm. Gene Ontology annotation, molecular function: hydrolase activity; zinc ion binding; DNA binding. Bases 167 to 3529 code for a protein of 1120 amino acids. The transcript is spliced from 24 exons. Gene Ontology annotation, biological process: nuclear-transcribed mRNA catabolic process, nonsense-mediated decay.